Molecule: messenger RNA, 885 nt
Organism: Indicator indicator
Lineage: Eukaryota; Metazoa; Chordata; Aves; Piciformes; Indicatoridae
Gene: MPPED2
Product: metallophosphoesterase domain containing 2
Exons: 6
Coding region: 1-885 (294 amino acids)
Molecular function (GO): hydrolase activity
Source: RefSeq, a predicted model, not a curated record
AUGGCUCAUGGAAUUCCUUCACAAGGCAAAGUUACCAUAACGGUGGAUGAAUACAGCUCUAACCCAACGCAGGCUUUUACUCACUACAACAUCAACCAGAGCAGGUUCCAGCCUCCACACGUGCAUAUGGUCGACCCGAUCCCGUAUGACACUCCGAAACCAGCCGGCCACACGCGGUUUGUCUGCGUCUCAGACACACACUCCAGAACAGAUGGCAUCCAGAUGCCUUAUGGGGACAUCCUUCUCCACACGGGCGAUUUCACCGAGCUGGGACUGCCCUCCGAGGUUAAGAAGUUUAAUGACUGGUUAGGAAACCUACCAUAUGAAUAUAAAAUAGUGAUUGCUGGGAAUCAUGAACUGACAUUUGAUAAGGAAUUCAUGGCAGACCUUGUUAAACAAGAUUACUACCGCUUUCCCUCUGUGUCCAAAUUGAAACCAGAGGACUUUGACAAUGUUCAGUCACUCCUGACAAAUAGUAUUUACUUACAAGAUUCAGAGGUAACAGUUAAAGGAUUCCGAAUAUACGGUGCCCCGUGGACACCGUGGUUUAAUGGAUGGGGCUUUAACCUACCUAGAGGUCAGUCUUUGCUAGACAAGUGGAACCUUAUUCCUGAGGGAAUUGAUAUACUAAUGACACAUGGACCUCCCCUUGGUUUUCGAGACUGGGUUCCAAAGGAGCUGCAGAGAGUGGGUUGUGUGGAACUGUUGAACACGGUGCAGAGGCGAGUAAGGCCCAAACUCCAUGUCUUUGGGGGGAUUCAUGAAGGUUAUGGCAUUAUGACAGACGGUUACACAACCUACAUCAAUGCUUCAACAUGUACAGUCAGCUUCCAACCAACCAACCCUCCAAUUAUAUUUGACCUUCCAACCCCUCAAGGAUCAUGA